AUGGCAGUGUCACUGAAGAAAUGUUCUCCCCAGCAUAAGGUCUCCCCGGCCAUGAGUAAUUUACAGGGCUAUUAUGGUAUUAAGCCAAUAGAUCAGAAAGCUACAUCUGAAGGCUGUGAAAUGGCUGUCUACUGGAAAGGAGGUUCUCAUUAUUUGGAAGAUGGACUAUUUGCCAAACUGUCACCUAUUUCUAACCCACCUCUGAGUCAUCAUAGAAAAUCUAAAAGCUUAGCAAAUGGUUUCAUGUCGGAGAAUGGGGAUGUGGCUAAUGAUGUGUCAGUUUCAGAAGCUCGAGAAGAUGACUCUGAAAAAUGGAUUGAGAAGUUGGUAAGAAGGCGCCAGAAAUCUGAAACUGACUUUGGUUCCCACACCCCCGAAAUGUUGCUGAAGGAGGACAAUGGUGGUAGUGGCAGUGGAUUUUUGGCAAUUACAGGUAAAGGUUUGGCUUUGAGACCGAAGGCAGCUGGCAGAAUUGGCACAGCUGAACCUGAAGCAGGCUGGCAGAACCCUCUUCCAAUUGGUUUAGGGGAUUCAUUUGUGGCUGAGAGUUUUAAUGGAGUGAGGAAGUCAUCAAGUACAUCAAGUUUGCAGGAUUCUGAGAGUAGCACAUCUUCAUCCAUCUGGCCAGCAUCAAAGUGGAAUUUGAAGUCUGAUCUGCAGGCCCUUUCUUCUGCAGCCAUUACAAGACCAAUCUUUGAUGGCUUGCCAAACCCAAUAACUGGUCGAAGAAACAAAGCUGCUCUUGACUAG
Messenger RNA from Ilex paraguariensis (yerba mate), 750 nucleotides. Lineage: Eukaryota; Viridiplantae; Streptophyta; Magnoliopsida; Aquifoliales; Aquifoliaceae. The record is from the annotation of a GenBank genome assembly.